AUGGCGCGGAAGCGGAAGCUGAUGGCACAGCUUGAGCUUUGCGGCCUGGAUAAGGAGGCCAACCGUCUCAUGACAGAGAAGAGCUCCUCGGCCCUGGUGGCAGAUCAGUGCCAGAAGCUCUGUGAUCAGCUGCUGAGACAAGUGGAGCUACAACAAGAGCUGAGCCGCCUUAUGGACGAGGAGGAGACCCUGCACUCAGAGAUCUCCAAGCGCCUCGCAGAUGCGCAGGACUUGGAGGGCAAGCUGAUGGCGAAGGAGCUCCUGAUGCGCCUGCGCACCGAGGCUCAGGCCGUGAACGCAGGGCGCACCAUCGCGCUGAGAGAUUAG
Messenger RNA from Effrenium voratum, 327 nucleotides. Lineage: Eukaryota; Dinophyceae; Suessiales; Symbiodiniaceae. The record is from the annotation of a GenBank genome assembly.